CAACUUCGAGGAGUGAUAGAAGCCCUUCACAUUCUGACAAAAUCAAACAACACGAGAUUUGAGUUCAUUUUUACAAACUUAAUACCAGGAAAUUUGAGGCAUUUCACAUCUGUGAUGGGUGUACACAAGUCUUAUAUGUCCUCCAGAAUGUACCGGGAACUGAAGCUUCGAGGAGCCAUCAUCCACAACAAGCAACUCAAGAUCCUGCCACUCGAACAGCUGUACACAACUGUGCCAGGUGUCUGGAAUCUCUCCAGUGAUCAGGGCAAUCUUGGCACUUUCAUCAUCACUAAUGUUCGUCUGGUAUGGUUCGCUGAUAUGAACGAGAAUUUUAACAUCUCCCUUCCAUAUCUACAGAUAAUGCAUGUGAAAAUCCGCGAGUCCAAAUUUGGCCCAGCACUAGUUGUGGAAUGUGCAGAGCGUUGCGGUGGCUACGUGUUGGGGUUCCGAAUUGAUCCAAAGGAAAAACUGCAAUCUGUACAUAAGGAGCUGGUGUCCUUACACAGAGUAUAUGGACAGGUGCCGUUGUUCGGCGUGCAGUUCAGAGUAGGGGAGCAGGUUGAAACAUGUCCAGAACCACCGUCUCUGAUAGAAGAUAUCCAAGAGUUUGAUGACUCGGGUGACGUGCUGUCAAAUGCAUUUGUGGCUUAUUUUGCGGAUUCUGGACACAAGAAGGACCGUGAACCUGUGUACAGUCCAGAGCUGGGAUUGGCGGUCGAGAAACUUAAAGAUGGUUUCACAAUGCAAAGUCUGUGGGAAGUGCUGCCUAGUUCACAGUGAAUUGCAGCAUUUUCACAUUGCCUUGUUUGUUUUGUAGUCAGACAUUAUUUCUAGUCAUUGUACCGUAAUUUUAAGGCUAUGAUCUGUUGCGUUGUGAUGCCAUGUAGCUCGUUACAUUUGGAAGACUGUAGUUCCUGCCAUGAAAACCUUGAAUCUCUGAUUUUGCAAGUUCCUAAAAACGUAAAGCUAUCUC
Molecule: messenger RNA, 973 nt
Organism: Cryptotermes secundus
Lineage: Eukaryota; Metazoa; Arthropoda; Insecta; Blattodea; Kalotermitidae
Gene: BBS5
Product: Bardet-Biedl syndrome 5 protein homolog
Biological process (GO): intracellular transport; cilium assembly
Cellular component (GO): ciliary basal body; BBSome
Molecular function (GO): phosphatidylinositol-3-phosphate binding
Source: RefSeq, a predicted model, not a curated record